CACCACCGAGACGGGAGCCUAGAGCGGCCGCCCCCGCCCGCAUCCCUUCCACUCCGCUCCGCCGCCUCUAUCCCGGAAAUUGCUGCCGAGCUCUCACUAAGGUGCGUCUCAACUCAGAGAUCUGGAGCGGCCACGCUCGCGGAGCCGCCACCAUGCCUCUGGCUAGAGAUCUGUUACACCCUUCCUUGGAAGAGGAAAAGAAAAAACAUAAAAAGAAGCGGCUGGUUCAGAGCCCAAAUUCUUACUUCAUGGAUGUGAAAUGUCCAGGAUGUUACAAGAUUACAACAGUCUUCAGCCAUGCUCAGACAGUGGUUCUUUGUGUAGGCUGUUCAACAGUGCUGUGCCAGCCCACAGGAGGAAAAGCCAGGCUCACAGAGGGCUGCUCAUUUAGAAGAAAGCAACACUGAUCAGUUAUACAAGUUCCUGAAUUUGUGUUUUUCACAGAAAGCCUUAUCAAGUUCAGUUACUCUACCAAGACAAUGUAAUUACAUUUGAUUUUAUAAAGUAUACAACAGUGACCUCCUAUUUUGCUGUCAGCUUUUCAAUAAAGUUUUAAUUAUGGACA
Meriones unguiculatus (Mongolian gerbil) is the source of this 565-nucleotide messenger RNA. RefSeq names its product ribosomal protein S27 like (gene Rps27l). Gene Ontology annotation, cellular component: cytosolic small ribosomal subunit; ribosome. NCBI's taxonomy places the organism in Eukaryota, Metazoa, Chordata, Mammalia, Rodentia, Muridae. The record is from RefSeq and is a predicted model, not a curated record. The coding region runs from base 153 to 407 and encodes 84 amino acids. Gene Ontology annotation, molecular function: structural constituent of ribosome; RNA binding. The transcript is spliced from 4 exons. Gene Ontology annotation, biological process: ribosomal small subunit assembly; translation.